CAACUUUGCCCCAAGCCCCAACUUGACCAGAAGGGAGUAGCUAGACAGACGGAUCUGACCCCUCCUGGAUCCUGCAGCCAUGAGGCUCCUCUGGGGGCUGGUCUGGGCAUCUAGCUUCUUCGCCUUGUCCCUGCAGAAGCCCAGGUUGCUCCUGUUCUCUCCUUCUGUUGUUCAUCUGGGAGUCCCCCUGUCAGUGGGGGUACAGCUCCAAGAUGUACCCCCAGGACAGGUAGUGAAAGGAUCAGUGUUCCUGAGAAACCCAUCCUCUAAUAACGCCCCCUGCUCUCCAAAGGAGCACUUCACCCUCAGCUCAGAAAAAGACUUCGUACUUCUCAGUCUCCAGAUCCCCCCAAAAGACACAAGGAUCUGUGGCCUCAAUCACCUCCUCAGAGGCCCCAAGGUCCAGCUGGUGGCCCAGUCACCAUGGCUGAAGGGCUCUCUGGCCAAAAAUACAGACACCCAGGGUGUCAACCUGCUCUUCUCCUCUCGCCGGGGGCACCUCUUUCUGCAGACUGACCAGCCCAUUUAUAACCCUGGCCGAAGGGUUCGGUACCGGGUCUUUACUCUGGACCAAAAGAUGCGCCCCAGCACUGACACUAUAACAGUCACGGUGGAGAACUCUCAUGGCCUCCGCGUGCAGAAGAAGGAGGUACAUGCUCCUUUAUCCAUCUUCCAAGAUGACUUUGUGAUCCCGGACAUCUCAGAGCCAGGGACCUGGAAGAUCUCAGCCCGAUUCUCAGACAGCCUGGAAUCCAACAGCAGCACCCAGUUUGAGGUGAAGAAAUAUGUUCUUCCCAACUUUGAGGUGAAGAUCACCCCUGGAAAGCCCUACAUUCUGAUAGUGCCAGGCCAUCUUGGUGAAAUCCAAUUAGACAUCCAGGCCAGGUACAUCUACGGGAAGCCAGUGCAGGGGGUGGCGUAUGUGCGUUUUGGGCUCCUGGGUGAGAAUGGGGAGAAGACUUUCCUUCGGGGGCUGGAGAGUCAGACCAAGCUUGUGGAUGGCCAGAGUCACAUUUCCCUCUCAGAGGCAGAAUUCCAGGGUGCCCUGAAAAAGCUUAAUAUUAAUAUUCCUGACCUCUUGGGAAUGCGUUUCUAUGUUGCAGCAGCAAUCAUUGAGUCUCCAGGGGGGGAAAUGGAGGAGGCAGAGCUCACAUCCUGGCAGUUUGUAUCAUCUCCUUUUUCCUUGGAUCUUAGCAACACCAAGCGACACCUUGUACCUGGAGCCCCCUUCUUGCUGCAGGCCCUGGUCCGUGAGAUGUCCAGCUCUCCAGCCUCUGGCAUUCCUGUCAAAGUUUCUGCCACAUUGUCUUCUCCUGGGUCUGUUACCCAAACUCAGAACUUUCAACAAAACACAGAUGGGAAUGGCCAAGUCAGCAUUCCCAUCAUUAUCCCUCAGACCACCUCAGAACUGCAGCUCUUGGUGUCUGCAGGCUCCCUCCAUCCAGCUACAGCCAGGCUUGCUGUGAGAGCUCCCCCAUCGGAAGGCUCCGGGUUUCUGUCUAUUGAGUGGCUGAAUCCUCGACCCCCUCAUGUUGGGGAUACUCUCAAUCUAAAUCUGCGAGCUGUGGGCAUCAGUGGGGCCACCUUCUCGCAUUACUACUACAUGAUUCUAUCCCGGGGUGAGAUUGUGUCUAUGAAUCGAGAGCCCAGAAGGACCUUGACCACAGUCUCUGUGUUUGUGGAUCAUAACCUGGCCCCCUCCUUCUACGUUGUGGCCUUCUAUUAUCAUAGAGGCCUCCCAGUGGCCAACUCCCUGCGAGUGGACAUCCAGGCUGGGGCCUGUGAGGGCAAGCUGGAGCUGAAUGUGGACAGUGACAGGGAGUAUCGUGAUGGGGAAACUGUAAAGCUCCGUCUGCAAACUGACUCCCCAGCCUUGGUGGCACUGGGAGCUGUGGACACGGCUCUAUAUGCUGUGGGUGGCAGGUCCCACAAGCCCCUUGACAUGAGCAAGGUCUUUGAAGUUAUGAACAGUUAUAACCUCGGUUGUGGUCCUGGGGGUGGGGACAGUGCCCUUCAAGUAUUCCAGGCAGCAGGUCUGGCCUUUUCUGAUGGAGACAAAUGGACCUCCGCCAGAGAGAGUCUGAGCUGUCCUAAGGAGAAGAAAGCCCGGAAUAAAAGAAACGUGAACUUCCAUAAGGCAAUUAGUGAGAAGUUGGGCCAGUAUACUUCCCCAGCAGCCAAACGCUGCUGCCAGGAUGGGCUGACACGGCUGCCCAUGGCACGCUCCUGUGAGCAGCGGGCAGCUCGUGUGUUGGAGCCAGCCUGCCAGAAGCCCUUUCUGUCCUGCUGCCAGUUUGCUGAGAGCCUGCGUAAAAGCCAGGCCAGGGGCCAGGAGGGCCUUGGCAGAGUCAUGGAAAAGCUGCAGGAGGAGGACCUGAUUGACGAGGAUGACAUUGUUGUACGCAGCUUCUUCCCAGAGAACUGGCUCUGGAGACUGGAAUCAGUGGACCGUUCCAAAAUAUUGACACAAGUUCUUCCUGAUUCUCUGACCACAUGGGAGAUCCAUGGCGUGAGCCUGUCUGAAAGCAAAGGCCUAUGUGUGGCCACACCAGCCCAGCUCCGAGUGUUCCGUGAGUUCCACCUGCACCUCCGCUUGCCUAUGUCUGUCCGCCGUUUCGAGCAGCUUGAGCUACGGCCUGUCCUCUACAACUACCUAGAUAAAAACCUAACUGUGAGCGUCCAUGUGUCCCCAGUGGAAGGGCUGUGCCUGGCAGGGGGCGGAGGGCUGGCCCAGCAGGUGCUGGUGCCUGCAGGCUCUGCCCGGCCUGUUGCCUUCUCUGUGGUGCCCAUAGCAGCUGCUCACGUGUCCCUGAAAGUGGUGGCUCGAGGAUCCCUUGACUUCCCUGUGGGGGAUGCAGUGUCUAAGAUUUUGCAAAUUGAGAAGGAAGGGGCCAUCCACACAGAGGAGCUAGUCUAUGAACUCAACCCACUGGACCACCGAGCCCGGACUUUGGAAAUUCCUGGCAACUCUGAUCCCAAUAUUAUCCCUGAUGGAGAUUUCAGCAGCAUUGUCAGGGUUACAGCCUCAGAUCCACUGAAUACCUUGGGCUCUGAGGGGGCCUUGUCACCAGGAGGCUUGACCUCUCUCCUAAGGCUUCCCCAAGGCUGUGGCGAACAAACCAUGAUCUACUUGGCUCCAACACUGGCUGCUUCCCGCUACCUGGAUAAGACGGAGCAGUGGAGCAUGCUGCCUCCUGAGACCAAGGACCAUUCUGUGGAUCUGAUCCAGAAAGGCUACAUGCGCAUCCAGCAGUUUCGGAAGACAGAUGGCUCUUAUGGGGCAUGGUUACACCGGGACAGCAGUACCUGGCUCACUGCUUUUGUGCUGAAGGUACUGAGUCUGGCCCAGGAGCAGGUGGGUGGCUCACCUGAGAAGCUGCAGGAGACGGCCAGGUGGCUGCUGUCCCAGCAGCAGGCUGAUGGCUCAUUCCAGGACCCCUGUCCAGUGAUCCACAGGGGCAUGCAGGGGGGCUUGGUGGGAAAUGAUGAGACCGUGGCACUCACAGCUUUCGUGGCAAUUGCCCUUCAACAUGGGCUGUCCGUCUUCCAGGACGGAAGUGCAGAGCAGUUGAAGCAGAGAGUGGAAACCUCCAUCUCAAAGGCAAAUUCAUUCUUGGGAGAGAAAGCAAGUGCUGGGCUCCUGGGUGCCCAUGCAGCUGCAAUCACAGCCUAUGCCCUGACACUGACCAAGGCCCCUGAGGACCUGCAGAAUGUUGCCCACAACAACCUCAUGGCCAUGGCUCAGGAGACUGGCGAGAGCCUGUACUGGGGCUCCGUCGCCAGUUCUCAGAAUAAUGCUGUGUCACCCACCCUGACUCCUCGCAACCCAGCAGACCCCAUGCCCCAGGCCCCAGCCCUGUGGAUUGAAACCACAGCCUACGGCUUGCUACAUCUGCUGCUUCGAGAGGGCAAGGCAGAGAUGGCAGACCAGGCUGCAGCCUGGCUUACCCAUCAGAGCAGCUUCCGAGGGGGGUUCCGCAGCACCCAGGACACAGUGAUUGCCCUGGAUGCCCUCUCUGCAUAUUGGAUUGCUUCCCAUACCACCGAGGAGAAAGAACUCAAUGUGACUCUUACCUCCAGAGGCCGAAAUGGGUUCAAGUCCCAUGCGCUUCAGCUUAACAACCACCAAAAUCAGGGGGUAGAAGAAGAUCUACAGUUUUCCUUGGGGAGCAAGAUAAAUGUGAAUGUGGGAGGAAACAGCAAAGGAACCUUGAAGGUUCUUCGCAUCUACAAUGUCUUGGACAUGAAGAACACUACCUGCCAAGACCUUCAUAUUGAAGUGACAGUCCAGGGCCAUGUUGAGUACACGAUGGAAGCAAAUGAAAACUAUGAGGAAUAUGAUUAUGAGGAACAACUGGCCAAGGAUGACCCAGGUGCCCACGUGCAGCCCGUGACGCCCCUGCAGCUGUUUGAGGGACGGAGGAACCGCCGUAGGAGGGAGGCGCCCAAGGUGGUGGAGGAGGAGGAAUCCAGAGUGCAGUACACUGUGUGCAUAUGGCGGACUGACAAGGUGGGGCUAUCUGGCAUGGCCAUUGCAGAUAUCACCCUCCUGAGUGGAUUCCAUGCCCUGCAGGCUGACCUGGAAAAGCUGACCUCCCUCUCUGACCGUUACGUGAGUCACUUUGAGACCGAGGGGCCCCAUGUCCUGCUAUACUUUGACUCGGUCCCUACCUCCCGGGAGUGUGUGGGCUUUGGAGCAGUGCAGGAGGUGGCCGUGGGGCUGGUUCAGCCAGCCAGCGCAACCCUGUAUGACUACUACAACCCUGAGCACGAAUGUUCUGUGUUUUAUGGGGCACCAAGUAAGAGCAAACUUUUGUCUACCCUGUGCUCCAGGGAUGUCUGCCAGUGUGCUGAGGGAAAGUGUCCUCGCCAGCGUCGAACGCUGGAGCGGGGGCUGCAGGAGGAGGAUGGUUACAGGAUGAAGUUCGCUUGCUACUAUCCCCGUGUGGAGUAUGGCUUCCAGGUUAAGGUUCUCCGAGAAGACAGCAGAGCUUCCUUCCGCCUCUUUGAGACCAAGAUCACCCAAGUCCUGCACUUCACCAAGGAUGACAAAGCCACUGCCCAUCAGACCCGCAACUUCCUGGUUCGAGCCUCUUGCCGCCUUCAUUUGGAACCUGGGAAAGAAUAUUUGAUCAUGGGUCUGGACGGGGCCACCCAUGACCUUAAGGGAGACCCCCAAUACCUGCUGGACUCGAAUAGCUGGAUCGAGGAGAUGCCCUCUGCACGCCUGUGCCAGAGCACCCGCCAGCGAGCAGCCUGUGCCCAGCUCAGGGACUUCCUCCAGGAGUAUAGCACUCAAGGCUGCCAGGUGUGAGGGCUGCCCCCCUGCUUCCCUCAAGAGGGGCCGGAGCCAGAGAGAGAUGAUGCCUGCACAUGCUGCUGCUCCUGGUCCCCUGAACACAGCCCCCAGACAGGGUUGGAGUCAUAAUAAAGGCCUUUGGAACAAAGUGUCAA
This is a messenger RNA of Otolemur garnettii (small-eared galago), 5454 nucleotides long. RefSeq names its product complement C4-A. The record is from RefSeq and is a predicted model, not a curated record. The transcript is spliced from 41 exons. NCBI's taxonomy places the organism in Eukaryota, Metazoa, Chordata, Mammalia, Primates, Galagidae. Gene Ontology annotation, molecular function: endopeptidase inhibitor activity; protein binding. Gene Ontology annotation, biological process: inflammatory response; complement activation. The coding region runs from base 80 to 5314 and encodes 1744 amino acids. Gene Ontology annotation, cellular component: extracellular region.